AUGGAUGUCUUCAAAGGUAUGGUUACUCCUGACAAGCUUAUGUUGGGCACAGAGGCGGAUCUUGUUCUGGGAGACGUAGGAUUAACGUACGAAAGAUCGAACUUCGUCGAAUUUUCUUUUAUAACGUUAGCAGACAGCGGUGCCUUUGUCACGCAUGCGCCUAGCGGACUGAACGAAGCUUUGGCUUUAUUGCGACCAUUCCAGUGGCAGGCAAUAGAAAGCCAGGAAGUGACAUCUCGACUGGAAGAUUGCAAGAGGAAACUGAGAACUUUGGCAGACCAGGACUGCGUCAAGCUAAUCUGGGUGCCAGGACAUCAGGGGAUCGCUGGCAAUGAGAAGGCUGAUGAACUUUCAAGAAGAGGGUCGGACAACGAGCCAGAUACAGACAGUGAAACGUACAGCACGAGAGGUACUCCCACACUAUCAUAUGGGGGAUUAGACCCAUAUAAUCAUGUCAGAUCCAUCGCAAAAGCUGCUUUACAAAAACUCGGAUUCUUGCUCCGUGCGAAAAGCUACUUUACACCUCAACAGCUUCUCAUGAUCUACAAAGCGCAGAUACGGCCUGUUCUAGAAUACUGUUCCCACAUAUGGGGUUCAGCACCAAAACAUACGCUGAUGCUCUUAGAUUCUAUCCAGAGAAGAGCUAUUCGCCUGGUGGGUGACGCCACACUCACUCACUCUUUGACAUCAUUAGAACACCGUAGAAAGGUCGGCGACCUUUCACUUUUCUAUCGAUACUUCCACGGAAAAUGUUCUUCGGAAAUCUCUGCUAUCAUCCCUUCACUAGCAAUACCAAUCAGACGAACUAGACAAGCCCAGUCAGCACAUCCUUUCGUUGUCUACCUCGAAAGAUGUCGAACAGCACUUUAUCAAGACUCCUUCACCCAUAGAACGGCUAGGCUCUGGAAUUCAUUGCCUGUGGAACAAAUAGACUCACUUGUAAAUUUUCCAUUCAAAGUUGACACUUCUCAAGAAAAAUUACAAAUUUGGCAACUAACAACAAUAAACAAUGAAAAAGCCAUACAUAACCUCUACCAUUUAGAAGAUGCCAUGAAAACGAGGGAUGUUAAACUCUUCGUAGAACAACACAGUUCAUCUUACGGUCUUCUAGAAAAUGGGACCGGAAUUUAUGCAAGACUAUGGGACCUCAUGGAAAACAGACAAAAUGGGAAUUUCCUGGUCAAAUCAGUCGAAGAAGGAGUGAAAUUAGUAAGAGAUGCCAGGAAUAUCGCUGUUAUGGCAGGAAGAGAAACUCUGUUCUUCGAUAUACAAAGAUUUGGUGUUAGCAACUUUCAUCUCAGCGAAAAGUUGAAUACAGCCUAUUCAGCAAUUGCUCUUCAACUGGGAUGUCCUUAUACCGAGGAAAUAAAUAAAAUAUUGAUGUCGAUAUUUGAAGCUGGCAUCAUUACAAAAAUGACGGAGAAUGAAUAUGAGAAACUGGGAAAGCAGAAAGAACUGACAUCUGAUAUAGCGGAAAAUAUAGAGAAAGAAACUAGUAAAGAAACUAGGAGGCCAUUGGCGGGCAAUGAGGAAAAUGAAAAAUCAAAACCGAUCAAUUUGAAAAUGCUGCAAGGAUCGUUUUACCUGCUUUGCUUUGGAAAUGCCUUCUCAGGUUUGAUUUUGUUUGGUGAAAUAAUGAUUCACAAGCAUCAUAUUCAGUACAAUUCGAAGAAAAAGAGAUUUAAAACGAUCAGGAGACUUCUGAAGCAGAUCAGGGUCAAAUGUAAUCGGAUGCGAUCGGCCGCCAGAAGAUUCCACAGGAAUUUAAUGCAUGAUGCUUUUGUAUCUACUUUAGAAUACAUAGAAUAA
Messenger RNA from Phaedon cochleariae (mustard beetle), 1809 nucleotides. The record is from the annotation of a GenBank genome assembly. Lineage: Eukaryota; Metazoa; Arthropoda; Insecta; Coleoptera; Chrysomelidae.